Dreissena polymorpha is the source of this 4855-nucleotide messenger RNA. RefSeq lists its product as uncharacterized. The record is from RefSeq and is a predicted model, not a curated record. The transcript has 14 exons. Lineage: Eukaryota; Metazoa; Mollusca; Bivalvia; Myida; Dreissenidae. The coding region runs from base 107 to 1939 and encodes 610 amino acids.
ACAUGACACCUGUAAUAAUAUAUUGAAUUUGAACUCGCCUGACCUGUUACAGGAGCUUGUGUAUUGUUAUUUUUAGACGGACUCAUGGCUAACCGGAAGUGAUAUAAUGGCAGACGACAGAAAGGGACUCGUUUCAGAACCUUUAGGCGACCACCACGCGGAAUAUUUGCCCGAUACGACGUCAAGGACACAUGAUGUCGAGAGGAACAGGACUGAAUCCCCGGGCCGGCCCUUGAAGUCUGCUGCCUCAUCUGUAGGGCCGAAAUCUUGGGGCAGGAAAUCACGCAAGUCUGAUGCCGAGUUCAGAGAUGGUGUUCAAGGUUUUGAGCGGUACGAGGAACUGUCUGCACGCUGGGACCAGGCCAAACAGGAAGUGCGGCACGAGGACCAUGAGUUGCUGCGGGCAAAGGUUACACUCCAACAGGAACUGAUCCGCAGGCAGGACGAGUAUGCCCAGCAGCUGAGGGCGCUGCAGACAAGCCAGGAGGCAGAGAAGCGGCAGGCUGACAAGGCAAGAAAACAAGCAAAGCAAGAGGAGCUGCUGCAGAUCUGCAAGCAGUCUCUUGUCUCUGAUAAAAAGAAGGAAAAGGGGGAGAGGUCCAAGUUGAAGCAGACGACAAGAACUUCAAGCAGCAGCGCAGACGAUGUCUUUCUCACAUCGACACCGAACUCUCUUCCAUCGUCACCAGUCAAGUCCCCCACAAAGUCGCCCACCACCCCACCCACUCCAGGGGGUCGCCGUAGCAACCCGUUCAGGAUGACCCUUCCCGCGGUGGCCCCAACCCCGGACAUCGGGAAUGACGAAGGCGAUGAUGAGGAAGGAAUGGAUGCAUUUCCAGAUGAUGUUCCUUGGCAUGAGCAGCAGCUCUACAGGCUGUAUGGAAGGAAUGCAGACUACUUCCUGCACCCCAAGUUAGACAAUACGCCCGAGGUCGCAAAGAGGAACAACUCCAAAUUACGCCGACAUGGAGUGGAUGCUCUGUUCCAUCAAUACAAUGAGGAGUCCGAGGAGGGUCGUGCAGGUGCGGAGGUGUUGUGGCAGACUCUGAGGCAAGACUCGAGCCAGCGUCUUCUGAAAGAGGAUGCCAGUAUACCUGCCAGGCUCAAGGAAGCCUAUGGUUCAUUUGCUAGACAGUCAUUAAGAAGAAAUAGACUUCCUGUGAGACGAAUGUUCUGUGUGGAGGAUGAUCUACCCGAGAUGCCACGCCUCCUUGACAACAGCAAAUUACAGCAUGUUCGUAGAAUGCGUCACAAGAUUGACCUGAUGUACAGAGCCUCGGUGUCUAACAAGGACAGGACUGAUGUACUCAAGUUCAACAACCCGCUACCGGAGCUCCACACCGGGGCCACGGGCGUCGACCAGUACCUGCCCUCGUGGCAGGACCAGGAUUCAGAAAGCACAGAGCCAGAAUAUCUUCGCUGGUUGAGGCCUCAGCCUGUGCACGGACAAGACGACCUUAUAGAAGAGGAGCAGGAGGAGAAGGGGGAGCUUGGGUUGCCACGGAAACCACAGGUCACGCAGUCCCUUGACGACAACCUCAUGUUCUUCAUGCAGCGGAAGAAGCACCCGCAGCCAAAACAGAAGUACUUGUUCCUGUCAGAGAAAGAUACGCGGGUGAAGGGGAGUUUCUCUGAGAAGUACAAGGGGGAUAGGGAGAACAAGAACAUACCACGCCCGUACAAGGGCAGCUUGCAGAAGAGCUACUCGGCACUUGGAGGCAUGAUUGCUGAAUCACCGGAACACGAUAAAUCAGAUUCCACGUUACGUUACUCAGCCCCGCUUCCGUACCGUCGGGUCGGGCUACAAGACUACACAAGCUCCUGGGAGCCCCUGAGCAUGCACGCCCUUGUCGAGUACAAGAAACAGAUGAGCACCCUGGGAGACGGGGACUUCAACCUGGGCCGCGCAAAGAUGUGGGCAUCCAUACCCGUUGUUUAGAUGUCCUGCGGUGGAUUAGUUGAAACUUUGAGGGCUUGAAUGUGAAACUGCUGUAGUAGUGUAGAAAAGAAGGAUUUUUUGUUAUGGACAUCCAUCUAACUAGACACAAAAUGAUGGCUUUGAAAAAAAACCAAUUUAAUGAUAAUAAAUGGUAGAGUUGUUAUGCCCAAGCAUCCUUAUUGACUACACAAAGUAUUUAUAUUAUGUUUGAAAGAAGCGUACAGUAAAAUAAAUUUUCCAUGAAAACAAGGCACUUUUGAACUGAAUACAAUCAAAUGUAUUUAUAACAGAAAAAUAAUAGUAUAAAACUAUCAUAUGAGAGAAAACCAUUGCAGCAUGUACACAUAUUUACACUAAAUUAUGUGCUUUUGGCUGUCAUUUUUGUUGUGAAAGGGGUUAUUCAGUUUAUCUGAACAUAUUCAUAUAUUUUAUCUUCUGUAUGCUUUCUAGAUUUGUAUUUCAUAUUCUUUUAGAUGCAUAUUCAGUUUUCUUAAUAAAAGAGCUUUCUGUUAUUGGUUUAUUUUAUAUCAAAUCAAGGAGCAUGCAUUGUUUGUUCGAGUACAUGACAUUUGUUAUCUACCCUUGUAACAGUUGCAUUUUGCAUGAUGAAUUACUCAUUUUGAUGCUACACAAACUAUCAAAUAACAUGUUUAUGUCUUUUCUUUAAAGUUGCCCUUAUUAUAAAAAAAAACAAUCCUGUCAUGUCAAGUUUUGAUUGGAUAUGUAGAUAAAUGGCAUAUAAAAUGUAUCUAAAGACUAAAAAACAAGCAGUUCUAAAUGGAUUUUUUUAGGUAUUUUGUUUAACUUUACAAUUAAGGUUUAUGAAAUGGAAAUAAUUUUAAGAAAGAAUAGUUUAUUGUCUUUAACCUAUUUAUGCUAAUAGUUAUUGUUAUUAUAUUUGUUUGUCAUCUGUCUUUCACUUAGUGCUGAUUUACGUGUUGUUAAAUAUGCUGCUGAUUGUUACAUUUCUUUAAAUGACACUUUUCUGUUUGCUAUGAACAGUAAAUAAUAUUAGCUGUGUCAUGCGAAAAAAAGUCUUAUGCCAUAGGCGGCCAGAGUAGCUUAAGACCAAUAACACAAGCUGAUCAGGAUAUGCCCUGAGACCAAAAACCUUUCAUGAUUAACCCUUUCAGCGCUGAAACUGAAUUUUGAAGGCCGUGGCGUCUCAUCAGGAUCCAAACUGUUAGCUAUUCUGAUAGUAUUCUUUGAAAAAAAUCGAAGAAAAUGCUAAUUUUAGAAAUUCAACAGACAACAUUUUAGCAGACGACAAAUUUCUCAGCAUGCAAAGGGUUAAAUGGAAGAUACAGCAGGUCCUACCCAGACUGCCCAGUCGCGCAGGCUGUACAGCAGCUCCUGACCAGACUGCCCAGUCCCGCAGGCUGUACAGCAAGUCCUGACCAGACUGCCCAGUCGCGCAGGCUGUAUAGCAGGUCCUGACCAGACUGCCCAGUCGUGCAGGCUGUCCUUGAGCUUUGCUUGUCUCAUAUGACAUCUGACUAUCACAUUACACUGCCCAGUCGUGCAGGCUGUCCUUGAGCUUUGCAUAUGUCACAUAUGACAUCUGACUCACUAUCACAUUACACUGCUCAUCUGUCCAUUCAGUGGGUCAUCUGGUAUUAUAUUUCUUGUGUGAUUUUCAUUUUAUCUCUUCCAAGACAGAGAAAUGACUAUUUUUGUAUACUUGGAUAGUAUAAAAUACCAAUACUAUAUUUUUAUAUAAAUAUUUAUUUAUAAAUGUUUAUUUAUUGAUACAUGUAUGUUAUGUUGUGUUCAAUUUUUGUUAGGAUGAUUGGACAGAAAAUUUAAAUGGACACUCUCACAAAGUAAAUAAUUGAUUCUUUAUGUAUGAUAAGAACAAUUUCUCACAAUUAUUCUUAUUUUUUCUACCUGCAAUAUAAGAUUACAUGUUAUAAGGCCCCUGCUAUAUUGUAUAAACACAUUAUUUAUACAAGUACUACGUGUUAUGGUUAUUUUUAAGUAUUCUUAUAAUUUGUUCAUUAAUAGUGCUUGUAUAGUGCUUCAAGUUAACUGUUUCAUGAUUAAUAAUUCAACUUACAUUUUCUGAUAAGAAAAAAUACACUUAAAAUUGAAUAUUGACUAGUACAUUUUUGUUUUUAUAGUAAAAUAAUAUUGAAAUAAUAGUAACUAUACAUAUUCCAUUGCUUUGUGAUAUAUUCGUAUUGUGCUAUGUUGAGAAAGAGAAAAUAUUUACAUAAAUUAUAAAUUUCUAUUCAUUAGAGCCUUAAUUUUAAAACUGGCAUUUUAAUAGUACAGCUUACAAAUUUCACUUUCUAGAUGCUGUAUUGUAAAUUGUAGAUGUUAUUCAGUCUUUUACAUAGUCUUUAUAUUAUUCUAUUUUUUCAUACAUUUGAAGCUCCCUUGUGCACUGCGAAGGUUGAGUUUUUGGGACUGCCAUUUGUCCAUGGAAAUAUUAUACAACAAAUAUUAUUAAAGUCCAGACGGCCCUUUGAGUUUCAGAGAAGGUUUUAAGGUUAUUUACUAUAUGAGGCUAUAUAAAGCUUGUGAUCCCAAGGGCUGGGCAAAUUUUGACCCUAGGGAAAAAAAAUAUUUCAAAUUUAUUGAUAGUACAUACUUACUCUUGUACACAAAUUAACUUUGUCACCUUCGUUCUCUACUUUGUUCACCAUGAAAUUUCUAAAACAAAAGGUUUUUAUUUCGGUUAAUAUUUAUAUUUGCUCUUGCUCUGAAUACUGAACAUUUCAUACCUGAAUUGUGUGUGUAAUGUAUAAACCAAUGAUCUGAUUCCGUCCAUAUCACAUGAUUGUGAUACUUGUCACUGAUUGGUUGGUGCUAUGGCAUCCUAGCAACCAUUAUGUAACCAUAGAAACAUCAUCUUGUACCCGUGUAUAUUUAUCCCCCCCUGCCAACAUCUGUGAUAAUAAAUAGUCUAUCUUA